Cuscuta campestris is the source of this 1005-nucleotide messenger RNA. The record is from the annotation of a GenBank genome assembly. NCBI's taxonomy places the organism in Eukaryota, Viridiplantae, Streptophyta, Magnoliopsida, Solanales, Convolvulaceae.
CCAGUGGGGUCACUUGGGUCAGUGUGAGGGUAAGAACAAUCACCUGAAUGGCGCCUCUCCGCGUUGAAGGGAGUGUGAGUAAUAAGGCGCAGGUAUAGACUUCCGUCCUUUGCGAAAUACCCAGUUUAGUGCGCGAACUCCAGUAUCAUCAUGGCGGCGGCGCUUCUUCGACCCAUGACCUUUGUCACCGGAAACGCGAAGAAGCUGGAGGAAGUACGGGCCAUCCUCGGCGCCUCCAUCCCUUUUCAAUCUCUCAAACUCGAUCUUCCAGAGCUACAAGGAGAACCAGAAGAGAUCUCCAAGGAGAAAGCUAGAAUUGCCGCUAAAGAGGUUAAUGGACCUGUGCUAGUGGAGGAUACUUGUCUCUGCUUCAAUGCACUGAAGGGACUUCCAGGGCCUUACAUGUAAGUUUAUAUCUGGAACCUGCUCUUGAGCAAGUGGUUUUUGCAAAAGAUUGGACAUCAAGGUCUCAACAAUUUGAUUAUGGCGUACGAAGAUAAAUCAGCAUAUGCUAUGUGUAUAUUUUCUCUUGCUCUUGGACCAAAUGUGGAACCAAUUACAUUUGUUGGCAAAACUUUAGGAAAGAUUGUUCCAGCGAGGGGACCGAAUGAUUUUGGAUGGGAUCCUAUCUUUCAGCCGGAUGGCUAUGAGCAGACUUAUGCUGAGAUGCCAAAGGAAGAAAAGAACAAGAUUUCUCAUCGUUCAAAGGCUCUUGCACUAGUGAAGUCGCACUUUGCUGAAACCCGAUAUGCCUUCCCGAAUGAGACGGCUAACCUGACUUGAUUUUCGCCCAAACUUCCUGUAAGUUCAACUUCUUCUUACAUGUUUCUUUUUCUUCUAAAGGAAAAUGCAACCCCAAUUUCUGAAUUUUUUUUAUUUGUGUGCCCGGAGAAAUAUUUUAGCGAGACGGAUGGAGUAUAAUUUAUGAAAAAGUUAGGCCAAACUUGAUGACUUUUGACUCUUAAAAAAACUAAAGGUGUAGUUCUCUGAGAAACAGAUCUAUCC